This is a messenger RNA of Linum trigynum, 480 nucleotides long. Lineage: Eukaryota; Viridiplantae; Streptophyta; Magnoliopsida; Malpighiales; Linaceae. The record is from the annotation of a GenBank genome assembly.
AUGUUCGAUCACAUGAUGAACCAUCAUGAUGCCAACUAUGAUGGAGAACUCCCUUUUGCUCCUCAGAUAACGCAGAUCCUGCUGGCUUUGGGUUUGGAUUUGCGUUUCAAAGUAGCUCGAGUAGACAUACUUAGCUCUCUUCGGGCUCAGUUUGUGCUCCGCAAAGUUGAUGCUUCUAUUGGACGCCGUCGCCCGCUGGUUAAUGCUCCAGGGGGAGAAGCAGUUGUCCAUGAAGUUCCUCCUCACGAGGAUGGACUCAGUCUUGCAGACUUGGGAGAAGAAGAGGCUAAAGAAGCGCUAGAGACAAUAGAUAUUGUUGGGAUGAUAAGGGAUAAUGGCAAACAACCGAUGGUGCAUCCCUUGGAAGUCAUUCAAGCUUUGUUUCGACAGGAGGGGGAAGCUAGUAGCAGUAGGAAUCAUAUGCAGGAAGAUGAAGAUGGGAUUUCUGAUUAUGUUUCUUCACCUGAUUAUGGGUUCUAG